UACAAAGAUCAUCUCUCAUGGAAGUACAGAGAAAUACCGGGCCCCCGCAGACAAACAGCAGCAGUAUGUGUGAGUCCACGCAAAGGUCCGAGCCUCGCAGAAAGAGGACGGAUGAGCGCAGUGCGCCCUCGGAGAUGGCCAGGAUUAUCACGGAUCCUGUGACGGGGAAGUGCUACUGCCGGGGGAAAGUUUUGGGAAAGGGAGGUUUUGCAAAGUGCUAUGAGAUGACCGACCUCUCCACCAGCAAAGUUUACGCAGCCAAAAUCAUUCCACACGCGCGCGUCUCGAAACCUCACCAACGGGAGAAGAUCGACAGAGAAAUCGAGCUGCACAGAAUUCUGCACCAUAAACACAUUGUGCACUUUUAUCACUAUUUUGAGGACAAGGAGAACAUCUACAUCCUGUUGGAAUACUGCAGUAGAAAAUCCUUAGCCCACAUCCUUAAGGUUCGCAAAGUGCUGACAGAGCCAGAGGUGCGCUAUUAUCUCCGACAGAUUGUGUCUGGAUUGAGGUACCUGCACGAGCAAGAGAUCCUGCACAGAGACUUGAAACUUGGUAACUUCUUUGUGAGCGAGUCGAUGGAGCUGAAGGUCGGGGACUUUGGUCUGGCAGCCAAGUUAGAGCCAGCAGGAAACAGGAGGAAGACGAUCUGUGGAACUCCCAACUACCUGUCCCCCGAGGUGCUCAACAAGCAGGGCCACGGCUGUGAAUCAGACAUCUGGGCUUUAGGCUGUGUAAUGUACACCAUGCUGUUGGGCAGGCCUCCAUUUGAAACCACCAACCUGAAAGAGACAUACAAGUGCAUAAGAGAGGCCCGUUACUCCCUGCCCUCCUCCCUGUCACCACAAGCUAAGCAGUUAAUUGCCAGCCUGCUGGCAAAGAUCCCAGAGGACAGACCCAGCCUGGACCACAUUCUUCGGCACGACUUCUUCACACAGGGCUUCAGUCCAGAGCGUCUGCCAGCGAGCUGCUGCCAUUCAGCACCAGAUUUCCACGUCUCAAGUCCAGCCAAGAGCUUCUUCAAGAAAGCUGCUGCAGCUCUAUUUGGUGGAAAAAGAGACAAAGUCAAAUACUAUGAGACUUUGAAUAAAUUAACCAAAGAGGAAGAGGAGAUCUACAAACUGCAGCAUGACCUUGAGAGAACUGUGAUCAGCCAACAGCAAAGCAAAAGGAUUUCAGAGAAUGGAAGUCUACUUCCGCCAUCUGCUGAGAGCCCCGUCGCCCCGGCAACAGAGAGCCAGUCCCCUACGAGGCGAGACACCAUCCGCCUCAUCGUCAGGGGGAGUCUCGGGAGCUGCAGCAGCAGCAGUGAAUGCCUGGAAGAUGGCACAACAGGAAGUGUGGCUGAGACUGUUGCAAGUGUUUUGAGAGGAUGCUUGGAGAGUAUGCCUAAAGCAGACGACAUUCCUCAGGCCUCAAACAGCUGCAGCCUUCAAUGGGUGACUAAAUGGGUGGACUACUCCAACAAGUAUGGCUUUGGCUACCAGUUGUCUGAUCACACUGUGGGAGUCCUCUUCAACAAUGGCACUCACAUGAGCCUCCUGCCAGACAGAAAGACCAUCCAUUACUAUGCAGAGCUGGGUCAGCGGUCCGUCUUCCCUACCUGCGAGGUACCUGAGCACUUUGUUGGCCAGGUUACUGUGCUCAAGUACUUUUCCCACUACAUGGAGGAGAACCUAAUGGAUGGCGGGGACCUGGGUAGUAUGACAGAUGCACACAUGCCCAGACUCUACCUUCUGCAGUGGCUCAAGUCUGACCGCGCCCUCAUGAUGCUCUUUAACGAUGGCACCUUCCAGAUCAACUUUUACCAUGACCACACCAAGAUCAUCCUGUGCUGCCAGAGAGACGAGUACAUGCUGACAUACAUCAACGAGGAACGCGUCUCCAAGACCUUUAAGCUUAGUUCUCUGCUGACGUCGGGCUGCCCCAGUGACCUUCGAGAGCGCAUGGUAUACUCUCUCAACAUGCUUCUGCAGAGAUGCAGCUAAACCUACAAUAAUAUGUUUGGACUGAGUUAAAAAAAAAAAAGACUGCUGCUGCAGAGCUGCAGUGAAACCAGGACCGGUGCUGGAAGGACAAUAGAGGAUGGACCUGUGAAAAGUUAAUUAUAAUUCCGACACUGUUGCACCUUCGUGACUCAGCGGAGGUUGAGACAGACUGUGGAUGGGGAAAAUGAAAUGUAGCGAAAACUGGAUGCUAAAGGGCUGAUUUGUACGUUGAUUGUAAGAGGAGAAGAAAGACUGAGCGUGUUGGAGCAAGUAUGUUGGUACGAAUGUGUAUUUUUUAAAGGAAGGAAAAAGUGUUUGGGAAGUAAAGCAAACGCUGGGCUGGCACCAGCUUAAAUGUGUAUAGUAUAGUCAAUUCUGUUUCAUAGAGACAAUGCAGAAACUGAUGCUCUGACUGUAACCAGAGCUAAACUGUGGAGGCCUGUAAAUGAUGUACAGUGAAUGUCACAGCCCACUCAGCGGUGCAGAGAAUGACUGCUAAUGUGCGAGGAAGCUACUGGGUCCGGCUGUUUAUGCGUGUGAGUGUGUGUGAGUGGGACGGGUGUUUCAUCACAUUAACUUUUAAAAACUGUGAUUUGUUCUCUUUGCUGACAGAUGGAUUUAGUACAUUGAGAGGGCUGAUGUGAAGGGAGGAGCGGGAGGAGAGAAUGACAUUAAAAAAAACAGUACCAAGGAUCCUUUGAGGGUCAUUUAAGAGCCAUUAUCAGCUUGGUAGAAAUGUCCUACAUAACUUAUUGUGUAAAAAAAGUGCAGUAUUUAUUUAUUUAAAAAUAA
This is a messenger RNA of Cheilinus undulatus (humphead wrasse), 2780 nucleotides long. It is a transcript of the gene plk2b, whose product is annotated as polo-like kinase 2b (Drosophila). Gene Ontology annotation, molecular function: ATP binding; protein binding; protein serine/threonine kinase activity. Gene Ontology annotation, biological process: protein phosphorylation; mitotic cell cycle; regulation of cytokinesis. Lineage: Eukaryota; Metazoa; Chordata; Actinopteri; Labriformes; Labridae. The record is from RefSeq and is a predicted model, not a curated record. The transcript has 14 exons. Gene Ontology annotation, cellular component: nucleus; cytoplasm; centrosome. The coding region runs from base 18 to 1988 and encodes 656 amino acids.